GGCCUUCCUUUAGAUCGGACCUCUGGGCCGCCACGCGUUGCCCAGAGCUGCUCCUGGAAAGACUGCCUGCGAUGGAGGGGGCCGCUCUCUUCUGCCACCCGCUCUGGUUCAUCUGCUCCUUGGCCCUCCUGGCGCUGCUGUGGAUACGAAGAAGAAAGAGCUGGAGUCCGGAUGCUUGUCCUGUAGACCUGAGUGGCAAGACGGCCAUUGUCACUGGAGCCAGCAGUGGAAUUGGCAAGGCCGUCGCUCUUGACCUGGCACGCAAGAACGCACGCACCAUCCUGGCCUGCCGCUGCAGCAAGAAAGGCCAGGCUGCGGUGGAGGAGAUCCGCAGAGCCACGGGGAACCCCCACGUGCAGCUCCGUCUGCUGGACGUCAGUUCCAUGGCCUCCGUCCGUGACUUUGCCAGGAGGUUUCUGGAGGAAGGGAGCCAGCUGCACAUCCUGGUGAACAAUGCGGGCGUCACAGGCCUGCCAUUUGCCGUCACGACUGAGGGCCUGGAGCUCACGUUUGCCACCAAUGUCUCGGGUGCCUUCCUCCUCACCAACCUGCUGCUUGGUACCAUGGUGGCCUCGGCUCCUGCUCGCAUUGUCAACGUCUCUUCCUUCCGGCACUUCUGUGUCAGGAAGGUGGACCUGAAGUGGCUGACGGGGGAGGAGCUGCCCAAAAAUGCCAGCCAGGCCUACGACUGCACCAAGCUCAUGAACGUCCUCUUCACCACGGAGCUGGCUCGGAGGCUGCAGGGCACCGGUGUGUCGGCCAAUGUGCUGAGCCCAGGAAUCGUCCGGACGGAGAUCCUGCGCCAUUAUGGCCGGGCCAGCCGCCUGCUCUACUGGCUCUGCAGCCCCUUCAUGAUGAACCCCCAAAGGGGAGCCACCAGCACUCUCUACUGCGCAGUCGCCCCAGAAGUGGAGGGGAUUUCAGGCAAGUAUUUUGACAGCAACUGCAGACUGGUGCUGCCUCAAACCCUCGCGCACGAGCCAGGCCUUGGCCAGAGACUGUGGGAUGCGCUGGAGAAGGCCACGGGCCUCAAGACAGACGGAAGCCAGCAGGCGUUCCCUGUGCAAAGGGAACGUUAGGGGGCUUCUCCCUCAUUUCUGGCCAAGAGAGUCGAAAAGCUGCCCUUCAGCAACAUGGAUCUUCUGACUCCCCUUCCAAGAACUCUUCCCUGCAAAGCUGCCAAGCCCUUUAACUGUGAGCCACGGCCAGAAAAGCUAAAUUCACCUUGGAUUUUUUCUCCUGCUGUGAAUGGAGGCCCUUGAGGACUGCUGGGGCUCCUCCAGCCCUCUGUUGGAGUUGGUGGGGCCGGGGUCUGCUCUGAAUCUCCUUUUCCCAGGCUGUUUGCCUGACGGACCGAGUUUCUGCAUUUCCUGAUGGUUUUUGUCUGGAGUCCAGGCUCCUCUUGGCUCUUCUCCCCAGCGAUGCCUUUGCAACCUGUCGAGCUUCCCCUGCUGCCCUAGUUCUGCUGUGGGGCUUAUAAAAAGUCCAUCCAUAGAAAACAAAGAAAAUUAAAGUGAAAAAAAGUUCCAAUUGUAAAAACAUAAAUCGCCAAUUCAGGUUAUCAAAUGCUUUCUGGGCAUCUAAGAUCAAAGCCAUUUGUUUUUCAGGGUGAGCCUCGUAAGGCUCCAAUGUAUUCAGAAUUAUUCUCAUAUUAACUUUAUCUUUUUGGUAGAAACCCAUUUUGGUUAGGAUGAAUAAAACCAUUUAAAUAUUUUUAAGUCUUUCCGCUAGUAUUGAAGCAAAUGACUUAUAAUCUGAAUUCAACAAGGAGAUGGGUCUAUAGUUCUUAAUUUAUGAUAGAUCAGCCUCCUCUUUGGGUAGGAGAGUAAUAUAUGCCUCUGACCAUGAUUUGGGUAUCCUACACUCUGACAUCACCUCGUUCAUAACUUCCAGUAGAGGAAGGGACAAUAAAUAUUGAAAAGUCUUAUAGAAUUCUGCAGGCAGCCCAUCCGGGCCUGGAAAUUUACCAUUAUUUUGUUUUUUGAGUGCUUCAGUUAAUUCCAUCAUAGUUAUUCUACUUUCUAAUCUUGUCUCCAUUUUUUUAGAUAUCUGAGGAAAGUUGGUUUCUUGUAGGUAUUGUUUAGCUCCUCCCUCUUCUAGCUUCUCUUGUUCAUACAGCUGACCAUAGUCAUCUUCUAUAAUUUUCUUCUUCCCAGCAAUUCCAUAACAAAUUUGCCCUUGAUUAUCUUUUAGUCGCAAUAUUUUCUUUGAUUCUCUCACUUUUUUCCAUUUGUAUGCCAACCAUCUGCCUGGUUUAUUGGCAUUUUCAAAAUAAUUCUGUUUAGCACCUCUAUUUUUUGUGCUAAUUCAUCCUUUUCCAAUAGAUCCAUUUUGUGCUUAUUUAUAUCGAUUUUUCUUUUAAUAUCCUUUUUUUGUGGAGACUUCUGUAACUCUUUUUCAAGGGCCCUGUAAUUAUUCUCAUUGUCUUUUCUUUAUGUUUCUCUUUCUUGUAUCGUCUAUUAUCAAACCUCUAGUAUAAGCCUUCAUUGUAUCCCAGAGGUUCUGCAUCGACGUAUCUUCCUUUCUAUUUUCUUUAAAGAAAAAAGCCAGUUCUUUUUCCAUUUUCUGAACAAAGUCCUUCUCUUUUAAUAUUGUAUUAUUUAAUGUCCAUCUGCAUCUCUUUCUUUGUCCUUUCCAUUUAAUUAUGAUUGGAUUGUGAUCUGCCUAAGUACUUGUUUCAAUUUCAAGUUCCUGCAUAUUACAACUCAGUUCCAUUGUAGCCCACAUCAUGUCAAUUCUGGAGUAUGAUAAGUGUGUAUUUGAAUAGAAAGUGUAUUGUUUUUUUUGUAGGAUUUCUUUCUCUCCAAACAUCUUUUAAGGUUCAUUUCAUCUGUCAUUUUAAAAGAGGCUUUAGGUAGUGGUUUUCUAUUUAUCUUUGUAACUUUUUCUGUUGUAUAGUCCAAAUUUUGAUCUACAAUUCCAUUAAAAUCUCCCAUCAUGCAAAUAUCAGCAUAGUCCAAUUCAAUUAUUUUCCUAUGUACUUUUCUAUAAAAUUCAUCUUGUUUAUUGUUAGGGGCAUAUUUUGCAAUCAAAAGUAUUUCCUUCGAAUUGUCCAUAAUUUCCACCAUCAAGAUUCUUCCCUCAUCGUCUGCAUAAAUUUGUUUUGCUGGAAUUGUAUCUUUUCUUACAGCUUGCCAAUGCUGUGAAUAUUUUCCCCAAUUUUGGUUGCACCAAUAAAUGUUCAUGCUGUUUUUGAAUAUGUACUUCUUGUAAGCAGAUUAUAUCCAAUUUUAAUUUUUCUAAUUUAUGAAAUAUUCUUUUAAUUGCUGAAUUGUCCAUUUAUGUUAAUUGAGAUCAUUUCUUCUCUUCCAUAUCUAUAUUUUAUAAUUAGGAUUUAUAGCUCUACUUUAUCUCAGUUCUUGUUGUUCUCUAAUGUCGACACCACCUAUAGCUCCCUCCUCUGUUUGGAUCCUACCUACAGCGCCUUCAUGCUCCUCCUAAGCACGAUACAGAUAUCACAACAGGUACACAACCUGUGGAUGGAACACAUGCACAUGGCCAUCUGGUUCAUGCACCUGAUGGUGGAAGGGAACAUGAACAUGCAGAAUCAUCUAUAGGGGGACAAGAGCCACAUGUUGUUAUAUAGCCAGGUGCACAUCCUGUAAAAUGGCCUAUACCACCAGUGAAUAUUACCAGUGUGGUAGGAGGGCGGGGAGAUGCAUGCUUAUGCUUGGCCAUCACGCUCAUGCCUUGGAUGAGAGUGCAUCAAUGAACCUUCAUCAGCGAUAGCUGCUUUAGCUGAUGAUAUGGGUGUGUGACCAGACCGGAGUGACAAUUGAUUAGGACUUUGAGAAACUUUGUGUGUAAAGGUUGGAGGUCAUUUCAGCUAAAUUCAGGUAAGCCGGAUGCUUUGCACAAUAUAACUAUACAUUGAAUCCAUGUCACUGAAAGCUCUGCUUAUGAUGCAAGAGAUUGAGAAUUAAUUCACCUGAAGUUACCCAAAUAACUGUCCUUAUUGGAGAGAGGGUGAAUUGAGAGAAUAAGGCCAGAACCUUGAAUUAUUUGGGUAAAUUAGAUGAGGUUAUUUGAGGAACCUGAUAGACUCAAUCUUGAAUAUCUGACUAGCCAGCAAGCUUGUCUGGAAAAUCACAGCCUGGGAUGAAAUCCUAGGGUCAGCCUGACCUGCUCAGAAAUGGAAACUCCUUUUGUAACAGGGAGUCACAGUUUUGCAGGAAGCCGGUAAUGACCUUGUUGCUUAGGGCUGGGAAAGCAAGGUCCUGUGGGGCUUCUGGGCACGUCUGCUUUCGGAACAUUUGGGGAAUUUCCAUGCACUUUGCGCUUGUAUCUUGUGCACGCAAUUGUAUUUUCUGUACCCACGUUAUGACGCACAUGGUACGUCAUUUUGUGUAUUUAAGGUGCGCCUGUGCACCUUGUAGGGAUGCUCAUUUGCUUGGGAAUCUACCUGCGCAGGUGUAAUAAAAUAGCUGCUUUCGGUU
Molecule: messenger RNA, 4436 nt
Organism: Thamnophis sirtalis
Lineage: Eukaryota; Metazoa; Chordata; Lepidosauria; Squamata; Natricidae
Product: retinol dehydrogenase 12
Source: RefSeq, a predicted model, not a curated record